AUGGUCUCCCUCAGACAGAUCCUGGCUGGACUGGCCAUUGUGCCUGCCGCUCUCGUGAGCGCAGCACCCGUCGACGAGCGCUGCGACUGCGACAAGCCUGCCCCGAAAGUCUUCAUAAUUUCAAUGUUCGCCCCCGAAGGAGAAGUAUGGUGGGGAAUCCCCGACUUCAAUAUCCUCGCCCACAACAUCACUGUCCCAGGCCUGUCGCCUCUGUUCCCACACGUCCACUGCACCGAGGACCACGAAAUCUGCCAACUGAUCACCGGUGAAAGCGAAAUCAACGCCGCUACAUCAAUUACGUCGCUCGCAUUCAGUGACAAAUUCGAUCUAACAAACACCUACUUCUUCAUCGGCGGUAUCGCCGGCAUCAGCCCCGAAGUCGCAACCACAGGCUCCGUAACCUUUGCCCGUUACGCCGUGCAAGUAGCGCUGCAAUAUGAACUCGAUGCACGCGAAAUGCCAUCCAACUGGUCAACGGGCUACUUUGCGCAGGGCUCGUAUGGUCCCGACCAAUACCCCGAAAGUAUCUACGGCACCGAAGUCUUCGAAGUCAACGACAACCUCCGCUCCAAAGCCGUCGCAUUUGCGCGCCAGGGCAAUCUGACAGAUAGCGCGCAGGCAGCUUCCUACCGCGCAAACUAUCUCAACGGUGACGGCGCAACAAUCUACCGCGCCGGCGCUGCUGCGCCUUCCGUGGUGGAAUGCGACGUCGCUACGUCCGAUGUUUACUAUACUGGAAACCUGCUAAGUGAAGCAUUCGCCAACACAACCGCGCUCUUCACAAACGGGACGGGCACAUACUGCAGCACAGCGCAGGAAGACAAUGCCACGCUCGAAUCAUUGUUGCGUGCUGCACUCCACAAGCGCGUCGAUUUCGCGCGAAUCAUUGUCAUGCGCACGGCUUCGGACUUUGAUCGUCCAUACCCUGGCGAAGAUGCGGCGUAUCACAUCCUGUAUGCAAAUCAGGAUGGAUUCGAGAUUGCGAUCCAGAACAUCUACAAUGCUGGCGUGCAUGUCGUAAAGGGGAUUUUGGCAGAGUGGAAAGAGACGUUUGAGUGUGGUGUCAAAGCGGACAAUUACAUUGGAGACAUCUUUGGUACGCUGGGCGGAAAUCCUAAUUUUGGGCCUGGAAGGACAAUUGCGUUGAGUGAGGGUGGAGCGUUGUUGACCAAGAGGGGAGCUAGCCAAAAGAUGAGGUCGAUGAGGCAGAGGGGUGUUGUUUUGGCCCGGCCUUAA
Molecule: messenger RNA, 1236 nt
Organism: Talaromyces amestolkiae
Lineage: Eukaryota; Fungi; Ascomycota; Eurotiomycetes; Eurotiales; Trichocomaceae
Exons: 2
Coding region: 1-1236 (411 amino acids)
Biological process (GO): transmembrane transport
Cellular component (GO): endoplasmic reticulum
Source: RefSeq, a predicted model, not a curated record